This is a messenger RNA of Fraxinus pennsylvanica, 1104 nucleotides long. The record is from the annotation of a GenBank genome assembly. NCBI's taxonomy places the organism in Eukaryota, Viridiplantae, Streptophyta, Magnoliopsida, Lamiales, Oleaceae.
AUGGAUAGUUUUGAUUGGACUUAUUCACCUGGUGUCUCAAAAAAUACUUCCUCCACAUGGAGCAAUCAGCAACAUGAUGUGGUUCAGCAGCUGAGCCCUGUGUUGGCCACUGGAACGCAUGUUAAUUCGAACUGCAGGAUUUUGCUGCAUCAGGAAGCUGCAAAAUUAGGGCCUGGUGCAAGUUGGAGAGAGAUCAUAAAUGCAGAAAUGCCUUGCUCGACGACCCCAAAAAAUAGCCUAAUAACAGCUGAUUUAGGAAUUGAAAGCCAUCCAAAAACUGUCUCUCUGGAUUCCUUAGAUUGCUUGCUAUCUACAACCACGGACACAUCGGUAGAAGACGAUGGGAUCUCCAAGGUUUUUUCUGAUUGCAAAAACUCAUGGAACAAUUUCGGUACUCUUCAUGCAGUUUCAUCAGUAGCAUCUGUAUCUCAUGUCUCCAAUGGAAAACAGGAAGGCAAUAGCCACAGCCAUACAAAUCAGUUCAAAGAGACAUUUUCACAAACACCUACAGAUCAAAAUGCCAAUCAACCCAGAUCUUCAAGCAUAAAGCUUUACACUACAAAGAGAAGUAGUGCACAGAGUGAACUCAAAGAAAGCCCCGUAAGAUCCAAGACAUCCAGAUCGGAUAAACAUCCAAAUUUAUCACACAUCAAUUUCCAGCAACAUGUAUCUUCAUUCGAACCCGACUCAGACGCUAUGGCGCAAAUGAAAGAGAUGAUAUACCGAGCUGCAGCAUUCAAGCCGAUAAAUCUCACCAUGGAGGCCAUGGAGAAGCCCAAGAGGAAGAACAUUAGAAUAUCAACAGACCCACAAACUGUGGCUGCAAGACAAAGGAGAGAAAGGAUAAGUGAAAGAUUUAGGGUUUUGCAAAGGCUGGUCCCAGGAGGUAACAAGAUGGACACUGCAUCAAUGCUUGAUGAAGCUGCUAAUUAUCUCAAAUUCCUCAGAUCACAAAUCAAAGCACUAGAAGAAUCAGGGCAUAGUAUGGGAUCAGUGAAUUUUCCCUCUACAAAUCUUGCCUACUCUCCAUUCACGAACUCAUUUGCCAUGCAAACCAAUUUUUGUUUCCAAAACCCUAACCCAAACCACCAUUCCAAGACAUAA